GCCACGAUGUCCAUAGGCAGAGCAGGCUCCUGGGAGAUACCAUGAAGGGAAAGGUUCUGCAGCAGCACCAUCUGUCUUCACCUGGACCUCAGGACAUGACUCCCUCUGCCUUUAGUGCAGGAAAGAGAAGGGCUGCAUCAGUAACAGCUGGAGCCAAGACCAACAGCUCUGGAAGCUGCGGGAAAAGCACAUCUCCUCAGAGGUGGACCCCUGUGCAGAAAGGGUCUGAGAAAGAAAACGUGAAACAGCCUCCAAAGAGGAGGGUAAACCUUAGAAAACCUCACCCCUACAGCCGUGAUGUCGUUCAGGAGUUCAUGUGUCGGAAGAAUGAAGAGAGAAAGAAAAAAAAGCUGGAAGAGAAAAAGUCUGUAAAGCAGGCGGUGGAAAUGAGGAAUAAGAGGCUGCAAGAAGUAUACAGGAAACAGAAAGAAGCUCUUGGAAAGAGAAAGUGCUCCGAGCAGACGUGCGAGCUCAUCAGGGGAGCAGCUGCUGCCAAAGGAAGUCCUCAGCGUGCACUUGAGCAAGAACAAACCAGUGGUGAAACCCUGAAGCACAGUUUCAGGGCCUGGGUGGAAACAGCAUCCCCUACUGCAGUGCAUCGAGAUCCCAGGGACAGGAAUCAGCUUCUAGAAACUGUUCAAUCACUUACAAACACAGAGGCAUUACCUUCUGCAACACUACUGACAUCUGAAUCCUGGCUUCCCAGUCCUCUGAAAUGUCAGGACUUGAGGGACUGCUCCCUCCCAGCUCCAGAUACUCCUCCUUUGAGCUUUUCUCCUCCUCAGAAAGAUACAAAACCAGGCUACUCAACUUCUGGCCUUUCUCCAUAUAGAAAUAAAUGGGAAAAUCAAUGGGACCGAGUGAAAGCCAUACACAACCUAUCCAAGGAGCUUGCAGAAAAGAUUGAGAUGGCGACUAAGAGGCUGAGUGCAGCAAGCAGUGGUAAAGAUUCUGCUGGUAAAAUAUCAGCAGGGAUAAACUGGGACCUCUCCAAUGAAUCUUCCGUCCCUGAGCCAGAGGCACCCAAAGAUGAGCAGGAUGGGACAAUGACUGCACAGAUGCUGCUGGGAGCCCCAGGCCUUGAUGAGUUACAUGUGCCAUCAGACAGGGGAUGUCACGGACCAGGCAGGAUUAGCCUUGUGGAUGGCACUGAGGGAACAGCAGACCUGGACAGAGAGAAGAAAACAGCUUCUUUGUCUGGUGGGAGUGCUGUGAGCAAAGAGUGGCCGUGGAUCACCCACAGGAUAAGGCAGAGACAUCCCAGUGCUGGGGAGAGCUUGAGCGGCACGUUGGAAGGUUUUCCAGUGAAUAAAGGCUCCAAAGUGGACAUGAGCCUAUUGCAUGAAAAGCCAAUAUCCAGCCCAGCCUUUCCAUCUCACGGAUUCCUUGCUAGAAGCCUGCAGACAGACCCUGCAGCUCAGAGGUGUGGGGCAGUUCCAGCGCUGCAGGAUCGAGGGGCAGCUGCCCAACGCCAUCCCUGCAUGGAGAGCCUGAGGACAGCAGGCAGCCGCACACUGCAGCCCUGCAGGGCUCGAGGCAGCACUAAGCAGCACUGCGGUGAGGCAGACCCUAGCUGUGCACAACUGAAAGAGAAACACAGGAACCAUCUGCACAACUUAAAACAAACUUCCCUCCUGCUGGCUCACAAACUGAAGGCAUAUCAGCUCCAGCAGAAGCAGUGGCUGGCAGUGCUGAGUGAGAAAGCCAAGCUAGAGCUUCAGGAAAGCCAGAGGUCUUUGAGUGACCUGCUUCAGAACGAUUUAAAGCUGCGCAGCACUUCUAAAGGCAGCGAUUCCCCUGUGCUGAAGCUGGACCAUGCAGAGCAAACAUGGGCAGGACAGCAGUCUGCAGGUGACAGCACAGCUGGCAGUAAUGAAGAGAUGCAUUCCCUGGAACAACUUCCAUUGAAUGUGGAGAGAGAUCGGAGCCCAGUGGACUCCAAAGCUGUGGGACAAAGGAAAUCUCUGGGAGGAAGGAGUUCAUUUGGCUCAGCCCUUCAUGAAGGAUCUCUGCCAGCAGAGGACAGGGAGCCAUUGCAUGGCCACCAAGGGCUGAACCUGCUGUCAGCUCCAACAGAGCUGCCCCACGGGGAUCCCUGCACAGCAGAUGGCUCCAGGGACAGCAGUGACCAGGACAGCCAGUGGAGUGAUGCUGGCCGGCACUAUGGACGUUCCAGCUCCUUCUGCUGCCUCAGCCUGGCCAUGGCAGAGCAGUGCCUGAGGGGAGAGGAGCUGCGCGCCCGCCACCAGGCCGCCCUCCUGGAGCUGCGCAGGGGAGCCGUGCGGGAUAAAGCCAGAGCUGAGCUGGCCUGGCUGGGCCACCAGAGGCGCUGUCUGGAACUCCUGCAAGACACCGAGGGAGCCUCUGCCAUGGCUGAGAAGCAGCGCAGAGUCCUAACAGAGCUGAAACAAGAGCAGGUAGAAAUACAGCACCUGCAAAAUAUCUACAGGGCGGCCCAUCAAGAGAGGAAACUCUUAUUAAAGCAACAAAGAGAAAUCUUAAUGAUACAGCAAUCAGCAGCGAAACUCCGGGAAGAACUGCAUCAUCUAACUGGGGAGAAAAAGCUUACCAGGAGCCCAGCAACUGACGAAGUAAUUAAACCAAAGAUGAGACAGAUUUCUAAUGCUAUGUUAGGUUCCCCCUUGGCAGAAUCUUCAGGGCCUGAUGCGUGUGGGGAUAAACAGAAUUAUGUCCAGCUGAAGAACAAACAAAACAAAAAAUAUGAUGGCUUUUCUACCAAGAAUAAGAAAGCACUGCUACAGUACCAGCAACAGACAGAGGAGCCAUUGAGUUUGCAGCAGUCCCUGGGUGCAAGAGGUCCUGAUGUGUCUGGAACAGUGGCCAAGAAAGUGUGUGAUGCUACCAGUCAAACCACAGGCAUGGUCUUAGUGAUCAGACAUUCCACAAACGCAGGUAAUGGCACCUCAUUCUUACAAGAUCAAGAGAAUGACCCUGUGACAGUGGAGAAAGCACCCAGGGAGCAGAGAAAUGGCAGGACUUGUAGAGAAGAACAAGACCCAUGUGGUCCAUUUCAGGCUGGGACAAGGAAGAAAGAUCUUUCUUUUGAUGGCCAAGACAGUGAAAAAAGGUCAGCACCAAUGUCAAGUGGAUCUACAGUAAUGGGAACUCAUUUAAGGAAAGAAAGUUCAUUAGCUGAGCUAAGGGUUAGCCCAGAUUCUGAAAGAGAAUCGCAGAUCAUGCGUGUAGCUGAAAAAGCACCUUCCGAAAUCCUUUUUUCAGAAGAUGUUCCACGUGAAGUGGAAACGUCUGCCCCUUUUGAGAUCCACCAGGUGGAUGGCAGCCAGUCUCUGAAGCCUUUGGGCCAUCAUUCUCGAGAAACUUCUGCUGAAGAACUACAGAGGAAAGCUUUUUCUGCAGGAUUAGGUCCUACUGAAUCACUGUGCGAGUCAAACAGCUUCUCUCCAAGCUCUGAAAGUGCCAGAUCUGACUGUUCUCUCCCAGAUUUUCAGAAAGUGUCUGCAGUUUGGAUUGAUGUUUCAGAAUGCUCUAUUGCAGAUGUUGAAUUAGAGGCGCAAGGUGGAGAGGACGCUGAUGUCACUAUUCCAGAAGAAUUAGUCUAUGAUGCUUCUCCUAAUGUUCCCAAAAAGGCACCGAUAGCAAUAAAUUCUGGGAGGAAAACAUUACAAAGUGACAAACACAAUGAACUUGAAGUGUCCAAGGAUGACAGCAGCACAGAGAUUUCAUCAUGCUCUCAGAACUUCCAGAAAUGCCCUGGAGAGGCUUCAGCUCAUGGGUGCACUGGUCAUUUGCUUUCUUUCCUUUCAGCAGACAAAGCAAAUACCUCCAAAACAACACCACUGGAUUCCUCUCAGUUUGGUAAACCCACCAAGGGAAUGGAUAAGCCACACUUGGAAGCCUCAGGGAACUCAAAAAAUGCAGCUGCCAGCUCUUUGUGCAGUGAUGGCAUUUACCUCCUUCAGAACUACAAGCAGCACGCUCCUGAUUCUAUCACUAACAAAUCAAAGAGGAAUGAUGGAAUUAGCAGCUUAUUAGGGGAUCAAAGUCUUCCGCUGAUGGAUUCUUUGAAACCUUUAGAUGUGGCUGAUAACCAAUUUAGUAGUACUGUCUCUUUUCCACCUGACAAAGAUAUUGCAAAUGGCAAAUCAGUAGCGUGUUCACUGUCCAGGAAUGCAACAGUGCAAAAUGAUCAUGCACAGCUUUUGAAUGAGAAAAGCAUAUCUGGAGAACUCGAUCAGAUUGUAUCUCUGCCCUUGUCCACACAGGGAAUUUCUGGGGAAGUCCAUACAGAAACCACCUCCAUUGGGUCUUUGCAGAGGUUGGCCCCAGGAGCUCAUAAGAACUCAAAAACUGACAGGCAAGCCACAAAGGAACUGGGAAAUGGGCAGUUUUCUUCCUCAAAAAAGCAACUGUUUCACUCUGAGAACUCUUUCAGAAGUGAAGAUUAUGCAAUUUUUAUUAGUGAUGAGGGCCUUCCUCUGUCUGAUGAGGCUACCUUGUCAGAAAUACUGUCUCCUCUUGAUGUAGUGUUGUCCUAUGCAAGUGCUGAUUUGCCAUCCUCUAAUAAAAAGGAUUUGUCAUUUCCAAGGGAAGAUCUCCCUCCUCCCCCUUUGGGUGUAGAUACAAUGAAAAAUGAUGAUUCUAGCUUCAGUACAGAUGAUUUCCCAUCUCCACCAGAACAAAUGACAGCACCAGAGACUGGACAGUGUAUGAAUGAAGAUGUAUCCCUGAAAAUGGAUGCUUUUCCCCCAUUACCUGAUGACACUGCGUCUGAAGAAUAUCCCUCGUUCAAUCGAGAGCCAGUUGAUAUCUUUUCAACUCGGGAAGGUAACCUCUCAGAACAGUAUUUAGUUGAAGAUAUUUCCUGUGCAAAGGAGCACUUGUCAGAAUACCAGGAAGGAGAACAGGAGAUGCCUUCGCAGUCUUUGGAGCUUCUGCCUGUGUCAGAUCCUAUUUCUUCUAGUCAGGCCAGUAAAAAUCCUGCUUCCAUGAUGAAACAGUGCAAAACAUCUGUAACGCUGCCAUUAGCUGAGGAGGACAGUGAUGACCCAUUGUCAGCAUUUGAAAUUGGAGACAGAGUAUUAGUAAAGCAGACCCAACCUGGAACCCUGAUGUUCAAAGGACGGACUUGCUUUGAUAGCGGCCUCUGGGCUGGUGUCGCACUGGACAAAGCUGAAGGUGAUCAUGCUGGAACUUACAAAGGGGUGAAGUAUUUUGAAUGUGCACAGCACUGUGGUGUCUUUGUCAGACCUGGUGAGAUUUCACACCUGUUGGAGGAUAACAACAAUGGUUCCAGUUCCACUGGGGAUGAAGACUCAGACUCUUUCUAUGAUGAUGAAUCCUUCAGAAGAGACUGCAGAUACCCUGAAGUUGGUGAGCAGGGUGCAGGGGUAACAGAGCAGAAAGCUGAAGAUACAAAAAGUCCAGGAGGAUCAGAAGUGUCAGAAAAGAAGUCUAGGCUGUAUGUUGCCUUGCAGUGUGGAAGAAGUCAAACACUUCCACAUUCUGACCACUGUAAAUGUGAUGAAUGUCAUCACCAAAACAAUUUAAUGUGCUGGGGAUCAGAUAAAGAAAAAACAGACUUGAUACAAAUAAAACAAGGGAUGCUCGCAGGUGUGCCUCCAAAGGAAAGUGAGGCUAGCCAUGCAGAUGGCAUGAACACAAACAAAAAUGUUUGUUGCUUGGUAGAGGAUCAGAAAAGAAAUAAACUCACUGAUGAUAUCGCAGCUGAACUCAGUAAGAAACUUCUAUUGGAUGCGUUAAUUGCAUUCUCUGAAACAGCUCAACACAAAUACAAAGGUGCCUUUGAAGAAAAUGUGACAAAUUAUAUCAAAGGCCUAAAACAAGGGGACAGUCAGAAACAAUUUCUUAUCAAAGAAAAUCCACUUGCUAGCUUAACUGAGCAAUCAGCAAAGGUUGCUGAUCUUUUACUGCAUGAUUUCAAUAUGCUUAGCAUUCAUGGUUGUCACACGAUAGCAGAAAGAAUUGUGGCUAAGUUUGUAGGGGAUGCAGUUAAGGAAUAUAAGAAGACUAAAAGAAAACAAGGAGUAAAAACAGACAAGAGGUUCCCUUCAUCUUCAGAGACUCCUCCAACUACUUUGCCUUUCCUUUUAAAAAUCCUCGACGCUGGUGUUUUUGGAAGCUCUAAAGACUUUGAUCAGCCAAACUCUAAUGAACGUGCUCUGGAAAGGCAAACACAAAAGCAAUACUUGUUGGAUCAUUGGCACUCAGCUCCUUGGAAGAGAACUGUAGAGGUUCCCCUUGUGGUACCACACUACACUUCAUAUGUAAAGAACUUGUCUGCAUAUGCUGUAGAAGAAUUAUGGACUCCAGAAAACAUUUAUUCGAAUUUCACAAGAACCAGUGUGCCAAAGCAGUCUGAGUGUAAUGACUUCCCAGGGAGUGAUUUGGAAACAGAAAGCAAAAGGAUGUAUAAUCAGGUUAUAUUCGAUUUGACUCACGAGCUUCUAUGUGCGGAGUAUCAAGUGACUGCACAUCCAAAAACAUUUCCGUGGUUGAAAGAAAACUUGAGAUCUUGCUGUUGUAGGUGUUGCUGCAGAAGCACAGAUGUCAAUGAGGUUAAGACAUUUGUUCAGGGGGAAAUGAUUAAAAUAAUGAACCUGGAAAGGAAUGACUUAGAAGGGAAAAGAAAAUUCCUUAAUAUGACUAAGUAUGGAAACUGUGAGAGAGACAGAGUGGAUCUCAUCCUGAUUCAGGAGCUCCACAAAGAAGAAUCUCAGUGGACUUACUAUGGUGAUGAUGAAUUAACUGUGAAGAUGAGCGUGACUGAAGACAUAUUUGACAGCUUGAUCCUUGAUACAGUCAGAGUUCUCAACAAGAUUUAUUUGAGAAAAGCCAGUGAUUAGAAGUGUGCCCUCAUGGUGGAGUUUUAAUCCCUGACUUCUAAGGCAAGAGAUGCACGAUUAAUAAUCUUAACUCUGAGCUUUACCCAACACAGGUGUGGCCUAAGUUACAUGUUCAUAUUUACAAUGAAAGGAUGCAAGUAACAAAAAUGCUACCUGAAACUUUCUUCUUCAGUUUUGAACUUUGGAAACGCUGAUUAAGCUCAAUACUCUUCUUAGAGUGGUUUUACACGUGAUUUGAGUGGUGACAAUUUUAUUCUUCUGUUUGGUUGGUUGGUUUUUUUUAUCAAGAUAGCAUUUUAUUCACCUAUGCAUUUUAAGAGCUCCUUGUGGGUUUAAAAUUGUGUAGGAGUCUAUGAUUAUACAGACAGGGUUCAAAAGCAAUUUAUGUGUAAAUGAUCUUAUUCUUCAUUAUCGCACUCUGGUUGUGAAUGAUGAUGGAUGAAUCACAUUUUAAGAAAGAUGUUCAGGAAAUCAAUGCUGUCUGUCUUCAGAAAAUCAGGGCGCAGAUGAAAUUAAAUCUUACAGAAAGUAAAUCGUUGUUGAUCUCUUGGAAUAAACUCUUCUAAUGGGAACAAGUCUAAAACUUCUCCAUAUGGGCUCCGCACCAUUACAGAGGUGAUGGUGCACCAGUUUUUACAUCCUGUGUUUGUAUUUAAAAUCAUAUUUACAGACUAAUGAAAUGCACUUUGUUUCUGUUUUCAAGCACUGAUGGUUUAGCUGUUUUCAUACUGAAUUGCUUUCUGAAUAAACAAAAUAAAUCGAA
Lagopus leucura (white-tailed ptarmigan) is the source of this 7608-nucleotide messenger RNA. It is a transcript of the gene CCDC187, whose product is annotated as coiled-coil domain containing 187. The transcript is spliced from 23 exons. NCBI's taxonomy places the organism in Eukaryota, Metazoa, Chordata, Aves, Galliformes, Phasianidae. Gene Ontology annotation, cellular component: centrosome. Gene Ontology annotation, biological process: microtubule anchoring. The record is from RefSeq and is a predicted model, not a curated record. Gene Ontology annotation, molecular function: microtubule binding. The coding region runs from base 42 to 6845 and encodes 2267 amino acids.